Messenger RNA from Trifolium pratense (red clover), 1848 nucleotides. Its product is annotated as O-fucosyltransferase 19-like. The record is from RefSeq and is a predicted model, not a curated record. NCBI's taxonomy places the organism in Eukaryota, Viridiplantae, Streptophyta, Magnoliopsida, Fabales, Fabaceae. Gene Ontology annotation, cellular component: cytoplasm.
AUGGCACAUUUAAGGGGUCUAUUAGAUGGAGUUGAAGAACAUUAUGGAUUAAUGUCUUUUGGUACCAAAGACAUUUUUCAUAUACGACGUAAAAUAAGAUUUUGGCAAAGGAAGUUCAAGAGAAGAUAUUUAUUUGGGGGAUUAGUGGUUCUUAUUUUUAUAUGUGUGCUUAUCAAGUUUAUAUUGUUGAACAUGUUUUUUUGUCAGCUAGAUUUGCAUCCUAUAAAUCAUUCAAACGUUGUGGAAGAUCAUGAACCUUCACCAAAGAAUUUGUCGACUCUCGAAAUUUGGAAGCAUCCUAACAGUGACAAUUACUACAACUGCAUGGGACGAGAAAAGCAUGAUGAUAGACGUGCGUCCAAAUUAAGCUUUUUAUUGCUCAAUUAAUUUGAGUAAAAAUUCGAUAUAAGUGAUUCUCAUGACUCUGCCAUUCAUCUUUGUAUAACUAGGAAGAAUUUCUAUUAUACAGGUAAUGGAAGCACCACAAAUGGCUAUCUUUUGAUUCACGCCAAUGGAGGAUUAAAUCAAAUGAAAACCGGAAUAAGUGACAUGGUUGCAAUUGCAAAAAUUAUGAAUGCCACUCUUGUUUUACCUACAUUAGAUCACAAUUCCUAUUGGAAAGAUCCCAGUGAUUUUAAAGAAAUUUUUAAUUGGAAGAACUUCUUUGAAGUCUUAAAUGAAGAUGUUCAAAUAGUGGAGUCUCUACCACCCAAAUUUGCAGCAAUUAAGCCAGCUUUGAAGGCCCCUGUUUCUUGGUCCAAGGCCGGUUAUUAUAGCAGGGAUAUUGUGCAUUUAUUGAAGAAACACAAAGUAGUCAAGUUUACUCAUACUGAUUCUCGCCUAGCCAAUAAUGGUCUACCUAGUUCAAUUCAGAGAGUGCGUUGUCGCGCCAUGUACCAGGCGCUUAGGUUCGCAAGCCCAAUUGAAGAGCUUGGAAAGAAGUUGGUCAAUAGAAUUAGAAACAACAACACCUCUUAUAUUGCUCUCCAUUUAAGAUAUGAAAAGGACAUGCUUGCAUUCACAGGCUGCAGUCACAACCUAACAAAAGAAGAAACACAAGAACUAAAAAAAAUGAGAUAUCAAGUGAAACAUUGGAAAGAAAAAAAUAUUGAUGGAAAAUCAAAGAGAUUAAAGGGUGGUUGUCCUAUGACACCAAGAGAAGUUGCUGUUUUCCUUGAAGCACUUGGUUAUCCACUUGAUACAAAAAUUUAUGUAGCAGCAGGACUUAUUUAUGGCUUAGAAGGAAUGCAACCACUACAAAAUAAGUUUCCUAAUUUGAUAUGGCACUCAACUUUGGCCACAAAACAAGAAUUGCAACCCUUUGAAGGACACCUAAAUCAACUUGCUGCUCUUGAUUACUACAUAACUGUUCAAAGUGAUGUUUUUGUUUAUAGCUAUGAUGGGAAUAUGGCUAAAGCUGCUAGGGGGCAUAGAAAAUUUGAUGGAUUCAAAAAGACCAUUAAUCCUGAUAAGAAUAAUUUUGUUAGACUAAUUGAUCAAUUGGACAAUGGUCUAAUUUCAUGGGAUGAUUUCUCAGCAAAGGUUAAGGGUAUACAUGCAAACAAUAUUGGAGCACCUCAAGCUAGAAGAAUUAAGCGCCAUCCCAAAUUAGAAGAGAGCUUUUAUGCUAACCCUUUUCCAGGUUGCAUUUGUCAGAAGCCAACAAACAUGAUGGUAAAAACAAGUCAUGAAUCAUUAUGAUUUGCCAAUUAUUAUGUUGAGCCAUUAGAUGAAACAAAUUUGCUUAAAAUAUUGAGCUAUUUUGGAUGAUGUGAUAUAUUAGAUAGUAUAGUAUCAUAGAUUCAUAGUCAUGUUAUGAAUUGUUUUUUAAGUUUUGAAUAUAUUGUU